Molecule: messenger RNA, 1428 nt
Organism: Hermetia illucens (black soldier fly)
Lineage: Eukaryota; Metazoa; Arthropoda; Insecta; Diptera; Stratiomyidae
Exons: 6
Coding region: 145-1344 (399 amino acids)
Source: RefSeq, a predicted model, not a curated record
CAUUUCUUUUUGAUUGAAGUAUUAUUCAAUGGUCACUCCCAAGUACAAUGAGAUAAUAAUACUUUGGCUAAAAUAGAUAGGCAACUGCUGGCACUCCUAUUUAGCGUUUUAGUGAAGCAUCUGAAUUAUAGUUUUAUCGGAAAAAUGGUCAGAUUGCUUUUAUUUACUGUGUUGGCUGUGAAUUUUUAUAUAAUCGGUGUUUUAGCAGAAACAUGCACACUUAAGUUCAAUAAAGCCAAACCAGGACUGUUCACAGCAAAAGUCGACAAAAAUGACAUAAUACAAGAUCCACAGAAAGGUUUUAUCAAAUUCGACAGCUCUUCUGGGUUGGAUACCUAUUGCAGCACUGGCUUCAGAAAUUAUGCAGCAAUAACCACGUCCAAAUUGGUAUACCAGCUAAAAUUCACUUGCUCCGCCGGCAGUCUCAUGUACCAAACUCCUGAGGGUACAAGCAUGGAAUUAGCCAACAAUGAUGGUAAUCUUUUGUGUGAGGAUGAGGCGCAAUAUUAUAUCCAGACUGUUCAGUAUUGCAAAAACACUGGACUCGUUUAUGGAUUCAAUGUUGGGAAUACGACCUCAAUUUCGUUUGCCGAGAUUUGCUAUGAUCUCAAAAAUUAUAGGGCAGAAUUUGUGCAUUAUGUUGCUGGAGUCCGAACUAAGUUAGUAGACAAUCAGUUCGAUUUCAAUCCUAACAACAGCACAAAAUCCUUUCCUGCCUUCAAAUCUUAUACAACUGACGACAAGAUCUUCCUAGAAGAGUAUAAAAAUUUACCAGUAGCACUCCGCAUGAAAGCGGCCAACUAUGCUAAUUUAAUGACUUCUCGGAUAGCUAAUUUGAUUCCCGUUGAACAAAUAGCUGGCAUCAUGGAGCCAUAUGUGUCGAGCUUCCGGAAUAUGGGUGCAAUUGCAUGGUGGAGCAACCUCUUGGAUUACAAUUGGCGACAACUACAGUAUCUUAUCAGAGACUUAUCACAAGUGGGCUGGUAUGAAGUAUAUGCGGGAUUUUCAGACGAAGUUGCGCUCCCCUCCGAAGGUCGAAAUUUAUCAUUCACUUAUGAGGUAUCAAUAUCACCGCUCCAAACACUUAGCAGAAGCAUUCCUUUAUACGUUUGGAAUUAUGUGAAAAAAGGUGAUAACAAGGAUUCCGGGGUGGUUAUUAUCGGGGUGAAUUCACCAUUCUUCUCCAACGAAGCAAAGGAGGCAGUAUUCUGCCAAGAUAUUUGCGAUAAGAUUUCAUGGAUGAAUCCACUGAAAAAUACCAGGAAAUUUGCGACUAUGGGAUACAUUUUUUGCUGUCAUCCGCAAGAUGUCAAGACAAGAUUAACUGGAUUUCCACUAAUUUAAAGAUAUUUUGGAAAAAUUGCAGUGAAUUUGGUAGUUUUUAAAUUUUCGUUAGAAAUCGACUUAUCGCAAUUUUUUAAUAUUAAA